AUGUCUUCAAACUCAGUGGCUCGUGCAGAAUCUGUGAUCCUCGCACCCGAUGACACGUAUCCGUUCUGUAUCACGGCUAAGCGUUACACUUUGCCUGUGUUUGAGGAUCGCGAAGAAGCACUUACGCUUAUCUUCUUGCAUUCGACCGGCUUUUUCAAGGAGAUCUGGGAACCAACCCUUGAAGAACUGCUUAAAUGUGUUGCAUCCCAACGACCCGCAAUAAUUCGAGAAGUAUGGGCGAUUGAAUGUCCUAACCACGGCCAGUCUGCUGUCCUAAACGAGGCAACUUUGCAGCUGCCGGAAAAUCAAAACAGGUUUUCGUGCAAGAAUUAUGCCCUAGCUGUCAAGCGGUUUUUGCUUGCCGCACCUUCGAAGGGCGCUAAGGUUGAUUUCAAACGCCGAAAUUUAGUGGGAAUCGGCCACUCACUGGGUGCAGUUGCAAUAACGAUAUUGCAGCACCUAGAACCCCGCCUUCCAUUUAGAUCCAUUAUAAUUGUAGAGCCACUGCUUAGUCCUGGAGGUUGGAAGUAUUUGGAACAACUGUGCUUUAAGCUCGUGAGAGGAGCAUACGAGAGGCGUGAUGUCUGGCCGAACAAAGAGAAAGCCCGUCGAGCAUUAAAAGAUGGUGUCGUCACUAGAAAGUGGGAUCCGCGCAUUUUGAACGUCUUUGUUGAAUAUGGACUGCGAACACACCCCGGAGCGAAGUUUGUAAAUGCGCCGUAUUGGGGUAUGACCCUUUGUUGCACUAGAGAAGAGGAGGCUGCCAUGUAUAGAGAUGUUGAUGGUGCCACCGAGUCUGUUGCUUGUCUUAAUGAAGCUUGCUCUCGUCUUCCGGUGCAUAUCAUCCUCGGGGCUGAGAACGACCAUAUCCCUCAGGAAGUACACAAUGCAAUUAUUGAUCCCUUGUCUCCCCGUCAGUUCGCUUCAAUCUCACGCGUCGAGAACGUUGGGCAUCUAGUGCCGCAAUGUGCUCCGGCAGCACUUGCUGAAAUUAUCCACAGGAUUUUGGUUAAGGGAGCUGAUCCUCCGACAAAAAUAGGCGGACAGAUUACCACGCUUGCUAAACUCUGA
Messenger RNA from Fomitiporia mediterranea MF3/22, 1071 nucleotides. RefSeq lists its product as uncharacterized. The transcript is spliced from 7 exons. Lineage: Eukaryota; Fungi; Basidiomycota; Agaricomycetes; Hymenochaetales; Hymenochaetaceae. The record is from RefSeq and is a predicted model, not a curated record. Bases 1 to 1071 code for a protein of 356 amino acids.